AUGGCCCAAGCCCAGCAGGUUCUCAUCAGUGAGCUCAGCUUUGGCUACGAGGGGAGGAUAAACCAAGGUGACUCCCGCGGACAGAUCCCCAACUUUGCUCUCCAAGGCAGCUCCUACGGCCAACCGCAGCUCCUGUCGAACAAGGUGAUACUCACACCCGUGGCCCCCGGAAACCAGCGAGCAUCGAUCUGGUCGGAAAAGACGCUGGACGAGCCGGCGUGGGUGGCAGACGUGGACCUGCGGGCGACGGGCCCGGAGCGCGGCGGCGGCAACUUCAACAUCUGGCUGGCCAGGGACGGCAAGGCCUCGGUCGGUGACAAGAGCAUCUACACCGUGGGCAAGUUCGAGGGUCUUGCCCUGGUCAUCGACGCCCACGGCGGUUCGGGCGGCAUGCUCCGCGGCUUCCUCAACGACGGAUCCGUCGACUUCGGCGCCCGGUCAUCGGUCGACGAGCUGGCCUUUGGCCACUGCGCGUACUCGUACCGCAACCUCGGCCGACCCUCGCAGGUCAAGCUCAGCCAGUCGCGCGACAUGUUCCGCGUCGAGAUUGAUGGGCGCCUGUGCUUCCAGAGCGACAAGGUCAGUUUGCCGCGCGGGUACAACGUCGGUCUCACCGCCGCCACGCCCGACAACCCCGACUCCUUCGAGGUCUUCAAGCUCGUCGUCCUCUCCGACCGGAGCGGCGGCGGCAGCAGCAGCAAUGACAACAGCUACGGCUACGCCAACCCGGCCGCAAAAUCGGAAACCAGGUCUCGUAUCCAGCAGCAGCCCCCCAAGCGUAACUACAACGACGGUGGCAACGACAGCAAUCAGGGUGGCAGAAACGACGACAGUAACGAAGACGGCGACGACUCAUUCGACGACGUCAUCGAUCAGGACCCGGACAUCUUCCAGACCUCCAAGCUGCAGUUCCAGGACCUGCACAACCGUCUCCAGUCCACCCACCACCAGCUCUCGUCCGUGUACCGCUCCGUCUCCCGCCACCACCAGCUCGACGAGCAGCGCCACGCCGAGCUCAAGACGCUCAUCUCCAACCUGGGCGCCGACGUCGCGUCCAUCCGCUCCGACGUGGCCGCCAAGAUGGAGCGCGUCGAGGCCCUGGACCAGCGCUUCCAGAAGCUAGAGGGCGAGGUCAGGGGCGUGCGCAACGACGUCAGCCGCAAGAUCCGCGACAACGAACGCGCCUUCAAGGGCUACCUGUCCGACCAUCAUGCCACCCUGUCCCAGACCCUGCUCGACAGCAUGCCCAGCCACCGCAAGCUCUUUGCCCUGUUCGUCGUCGCCCAGGUCGUCCUCGUCGGAGCCUACCUGUUUUACAAGUAUCGCAAGGCCAAUUCACCAAAGAAGUAUCUGUGA
Geosmithia morbida is the source of this 1356-nucleotide messenger RNA. RefSeq names its product lectin, mannose-binding 1. The transcript is spliced from 2 exons. Gene Ontology annotation, molecular function: D-mannose binding. Lineage: Eukaryota; Fungi; Ascomycota; Sordariomycetes; Hypocreales; Bionectriaceae. Bases 1 to 1356 code for a protein of 451 amino acids. Gene Ontology annotation, biological process: Golgi organization; endoplasmic reticulum to Golgi vesicle-mediated transport; endoplasmic reticulum organization. Gene Ontology annotation, cellular component: endoplasmic reticulum-Golgi intermediate compartment; COPII-coated ER to Golgi transport vesicle; Golgi membrane. The record is from RefSeq and is a predicted model, not a curated record.